This is a messenger RNA of Ipomoea nil (Japanese morning glory), 727 nucleotides long. RefSeq names its product basic leucine zipper 8-like. Gene Ontology annotation, biological process: regulation of DNA-templated transcription. NCBI's taxonomy places the organism in Eukaryota, Viridiplantae, Streptophyta, Magnoliopsida, Solanales, Convolvulaceae. The transcript is spliced from 2 exons. Gene Ontology annotation, molecular function: DNA-binding transcription factor activity. The record is from RefSeq and is a predicted model, not a curated record. The coding region runs from base 90 to 602 and encodes 170 amino acids.
UCAUGUCAUGCUCCUCUAUCUGAGAGCUAGAAAAACCUGUAUGUCUCUUCUUCUUCUUCUUCUUCUUCUUCACUAAAAUAUAACCCACCAUGAUUCCAUCUGAAACCAUGGGAAUCACCUAUCUUUCUGCAGAAAACUCUUCCCAUCUCCCUCUUGAUAUCACUUUCAUGCACAACACUUUCCACUUCUCCAGAUUCUUAACCUGCAAUAACUUACCUAAUAACUUUCACACAUCUCUCCACCCUGCCGUCCCGGAGCUCGCCCAAAAUCCGUCGUGUUUCGGCAAUAACUCAACCUCAGACGAAUCAUCGGACAAAACCCAACUUAGGAUCAUGAACGAGAGGCGGCAGAGGAGGAUGAUAUCCAACAGAGAGUCGGCGCGGCGGUCGAGGAUGAGGAAACAGAGGCACCUGGACGAGCUGUGGUCGCAGGUGGUUCGCCUUCGGUCGGAGAAUCACGGCCUGCUGGACAAGCUAAACCAGGCGUCGGAGCGGCACGACAAGGCGGUGCAGGAGAAUGCGCGCCUCAAGGAGGAAGCCGCCGACCUCCGCCGCAUGCUCGCGGAGGCGCAGCUCCCAGCUGGCUGGCCGGACUUUCAAUAAAUAAUUUUGAAGCGAGCGAGCGGAGCUGUUUUUUGUACGUUUACCUUAGUAUUUUCCGAUGACAACAACCAUGAAUUGAGAUGGGAAUGUUCAAUAACAAAUGGUUUUUGACUAUAAUGAUUUUU